Messenger RNA from Kwoniella shivajii, 2544 nucleotides. RefSeq names its product pre-mRNA-splicing factor CWC22. Gene Ontology annotation, cellular component: catalytic step 2 spliceosome. The record is from RefSeq and is a predicted model, not a curated record. The transcript has 7 exons. Gene Ontology annotation, molecular function: RNA binding; protein binding. The coding region runs from base 1 to 2544 and encodes 847 amino acids. Gene Ontology annotation, biological process: mRNA splicing, via spliceosome. NCBI's taxonomy places the organism in Eukaryota, Fungi, Basidiomycota, Tremellomycetes, Tremellales, Cryptococcaceae.
AUGCCUCGUUCUCCUUCAAUCUCCCACUCACCUUCACCUUCUCGUUCUCCCGUUCGAUCACGCGCACGUUCUGGCUCGGUCCAUCGACGCAAUUCAUCACCAGAUGAUGUCCCAGCCAGUAAAAGGAAAAGAUCACCUUCACCAAAUCCCCGAGACAGAUCGCCUUCACCUCCUUCACGCAGAAGACGGUCAUCUCGCUCACCGCCAUCCCGUCCUUCCGGACCAAAUGAUAUAGAAGCGCCUCGAGUAAUGGACGUUGAUCCCAAUAGAAAGAGGGCAAGGGAAGCAGCAAUGUUAGAAGCAUCUAUCAACCAAGAGUUGACGAAACCCAAUGGUAAUGGAGUCGUAGCAGUAAAUGGUGCAUCAAAAGCGGAUGAAGUGGCAAAGGCUGAAUUCGCAAAGUUGAUCGGAUCAAGAUCCGGUGGUGCUUAUAUACCUCCAGCAAGAUUGAGAGCUAUGCAAGCUGAGGCUGCGAAAGAUAAAACUUCAACCGAGUUUCAAAGGUUAUCGUGGGAUGCAUUGAAGAAAAGUAUAAAUGGUAUGAUCAACAAGGUAAAUGUUUCGAAUAUCAAACAUGUUGUACCGGAAUUGUUUGGAGAGAAUCUCAUCAGAGGAAAAGGCUUAUUCGCAAGAUCAAUCAUGCGUGCUCAGGCAUCCUCAUUACCAUUCACUCCCGUUUUUGCCGCUUUAGUUGCUAUAGUGAACACAAAAUUACCGCAAGUGGGAGAGUUGGUUCUGAUCAGGUUGAUAAGUCAAUUUAGAAGAGCGUAUAAGAGAAAUGACAAAAUUGUCUGCAACGCUACAUCAACGUUCAUUGCCCACCUGUGUAAUCAAUACGUUGCUCACGAAAUCGUAGCGUUACAAAUCCUUUUGUUGUGUUUAGACAGACCAACCGAUGAUUCAAUCGAAGUGGCAGUAGCUUUCAUGAGAGAAGUGGGAUUCUUCUUAUCCGAGAACUCACCCAAAGCGAACAACACCGUAUUUGAGCGGUUUAGAGCUGUUCUACAUGAAGGUGCCAUCAGUAAGAGAUGUCAAUACAUGAUCGAGGUGUUGUUCCAAGUCAGAAAAGACAAAUACAAAGAUAACCCCGCUAUUCCGGAAGGCUUAGAUUUGGUUGAAGAGGAAGAACAAAUCACCCAUAGAAUUACAUUGGAUGAUGAGUUACAGGUUCAAGAGUCUCUGAAUCUUUUCAAAGUUGACCCUAAUUACAUGGAGAACGAGAAACGAUAUGAAGAUAUCAAGAAAGAGAUUCUUGGUGAUUCAGACGAUGAAUCUGGAUCUGAAUCAGGAUCAUACGACUCAGAAUCUGAAGAUGAAGAUAAUGAUGUGGCCCCUGAGAAAGCUGGUAUCGCCGAUAUGACUGAAACGAAUCUGAUCAAUUUGAGAAGGACUAUCUAUUUGACUAUCAUGAACUCUCUCAACUUCGAAGAAGCUGUUCACAAGUUGAUGAAGAUAAACAUACCUGAAGGUCGAGAGAUCGAAUUGUGUAACAUGAUAGUAGAAUGUUGUUCUCAAGAACGAUCGUACUCGAACUUCUAUGGUUUGAUUGGUGAAAGGUUCUGUAAACUCAAUAGAGUGUGGACCGAUAAUUUCCAAGAAGCAUUUGCCAAGUACUACGAUACGAUUCAUCGAUAUGAGACCAACAAACUUCGAAAUAUCGGUAGAUUUUUCGGACAUCUUUUAGCUUCGGACGCUAUAAGCUGGGCAGUCUUACAUGCGGUUCAUAUGAACGAAGAAGAGACUACAUCAUCUUCAAGAAUUUUCGUCAAGAUCUUAAUGCAAGAAAUGACUGAAGAAAUGGGAUUAAACAAAUUGGUUUCCAGAUUCCAAAUACAGGAUCUCAAACCUGCACUCAGUGGAAUGUUCCCCAUGGAUAACCCCAAAAAUACCAGAUUUGCUAUCAAUUAUUUCACUUCUAUUGGUCUAGGUAAAGUGACUGAAGACAUGAGAACUUAUCUAGCGAACGCGCCUAAAAUAUUAGCUGCUCAACAGGCUGCUAUGUUAGCAAAUGCUUCUUCAUCAGAUUCAGAUUCUUCUUCAUCGGAUUCAUCAGAUACCACUUCUUCAAGUGAUUCUGAUUCUGAUUCGGAUAGUGAUAGUGAUAGUGAAAGUGACUAUUCGAGAAGAAAAUCGUCUACAAGAAGAAGAAGGUAUUCCUCUGAUAGCAGAUCAAGAUCACCACCUCCAGCUAGAAAAAGGUAUUCAUCAGAUUCAAGAUCACCUUCCCCGCCUCCAAGGAAGAGGGCUGAUUCACCUCCUAGGAGAAAGAGAGAUAGUCCCUCACCUAGAAGGAGGAGAUAUAGCGAUAGUGUUUCUCCACCUCCCAGAAGAAGAGACUCCCCACCUCCCAGAAGGAGAGGAUCACCUUCACCAUCUUCUCCUCCAACAAGAAGAAGAAACGAUUCACCUCCUCCGAGAAGAAGAUAUUCACCAUCGCCAUCUCCACCCAGACGAAGGGAUGAUUCACCUCCAAGAAGAAGAAGGGAUGAUUCCCCACCUCCAAGAAGAAGGAGAGAUAGCUCGACGCCGCCUAGAAGGAGGUAA